Molecule: messenger RNA, 5334 nt
Organism: Aspergillus tanneri
Lineage: Eukaryota; Fungi; Ascomycota; Eurotiomycetes; Eurotiales; Aspergillaceae
Gene: tpcC
Product: non-reducing polyketide synthase tpcC
Exons: 5
Coding region: 1-5334 (1777 amino acids)
Biological process (GO): fatty acid biosynthetic process
Molecular function (GO): fatty acid synthase activity; 3-oxoacyl-[acyl-carrier-protein] synthase activity; phosphopantetheine binding
Source: RefSeq, a predicted model, not a curated record
AUGAACCUCACUCCUUCUAGCAGUUCCAAAGAGGACUUCCGAAGAAUGAAGCUUGUAUACUUCAGCAACGAGUUUCCUCCUGACGGGCUUCCCAGCCUCGUCCGCCAGCUAAAUCUCUCCAGCAAGGACCGACGGUACCAUAUUCUAGCUCGAUUUCUCGAAGAUGCUACACUGGCGAUUCGAGACGAAGUUCGCCAAUUGCCACCCGCACUGAAAAUCUUAGUUCCCCCUUUUGAGUCUAUUUUAACCUUUGUUGAAUAUCCUGAUCUUCGUACCGGCCCUCUGGGCGCGUCGAUAGACGGGGUCCUACUCUGUGCCGUCGAACUGGGGGCAUUCAUCGGCUACUAUGAGAAAUCCCCCGAGAAAUAUGACUUUGAUUCAUCUCAUGCAUAUCUUACGGGUCUGGGCAUUGGUCUUCUGGCUACCACAGCCGUGUCCUUGUCUUCGACGAUAGCCGACAUUCCUAUUGCUGGCGCGGAGGUCGUUCGCCUAGCCUUUCGUCUCGGUGUUCUCGUCGAUGAUGUCUCGCAGAAUCUGCAACCCCGUGAGUUGGCAGCUCAUGGACCACCUGACAGCUGGGCCUAUGUUAUGCCAAAUGUAGCCCCUGAUGAUGUCCAGCAGGAGCUAAAUGCUAUCCAUGUUAGAGAGAAAACGCCCGAAGCCUGCAAAGUAUUCGUCAGCGCCUUCAGUCAAACCUCAAUCACCGUGAGCGGGCCACCCGCAAGGCUUAAGCGCCUCUUUCGCACGGCUGACUUUUUUCGGGAUCGCAAGUUUGUUGCGCUGCCUGUUUUUGGUGGACUGUGCCACGCGAAGCACAUUUACAACGAGACACACGUGCAAUCUGUGGUACGAACCAAGACCAUCGAGGGCUUAAGUGCCAGACUGGCCCCGAGAAUACCAAUCUUCUCGACUAGCAGCGGGAUUGCAUUCCCCGCAAAUACUGCCGAGGAACUCUUCGAGCAAGUUAUUGCCGAAAUCCUCACUCAAGCCAUUCAGUGGGAUAAUGUGGUCAGCGGUGUCAAGCAGCAGGCCAACCUACUUACCAACCCCGAAUGCCAAGUUCUCGCCAUUCGAACAUCACUUCCAGUCCAGGAUCUCAUUUCCGCUUUGGAAUCCGAGACCCAAGAGUUCAGGGCUACAACGGAUGACCUCUUAUCGUGGAUUGCACAACCUCACGGUGAAGAUACCCCGAGGGGAACAGCUCAGUCCAAGAUUGCUAUCGUGGGAAUGUCGUGUCGACUGCCUGGGGAAGCCAGAGAUACCGAAAAGUUCUGGGAACUCCUGGAAAAAGGCCUGGACGUUCACCGGAAGAUCCCACCGGAUCGUUUCGACGUCGAAUCUCAUUAUGACCCUGCGGGAAAACGGACGAACACAAGCCAUACUCCGUAUGGCUGCUUCAUCGAGGAGCCGGGUCUCUUCGAUGCCCCGUUUUUCAACAUGUCUCCUCGCGAAGCACAACAAACCGAUCCCAUGCAAAGACUAGCGUUGGUGACAGCAUAUGAAGCGCUGGAACGAGCCGGAUAUGUUCCCGAUCGCACACCGGCGACAAACAAACACCGCAUUGGUACGUUCUAUGGCCAGGCCAGUGAUGACUACCGCGAGGUGAAUACGGCGCAAGACGUUAGCACGUACUUCAUCACCGGCGGAUGUCGCGCAUUCGGUCCCGGACGGAUCAACUAUUUCUUCAAGUUUUGGGGACCCAGUUACAGCAUCGACACGGCCUGUUCAUCCAGUCUGGCGACUAUCGAGGCCGCCUGCACAUCGCUUUGGAACGGUGCCACUGACACAGCGGUGGUGGGAGGAGUGAACGUCCUGACCAAUUCGGAUGCUUUCGCUGGCCUAAGCCAUGGCCACUUCUUGUCCAAAACACCGAAUGCUUGCAAAACCUGGGAUAGCGAGGCUGAUGGGUACUGCCGUGCAGAUGGCGUGGUGUCUUUCGUGAUGAAACGACUGGAAGAUGCCGAGGCCGAUAACGAUAACAUCCUGGGUGUUAUCCUCGGCGCCGCGACAAAUCAUUCGGCAGAGGCCAUCUCUAUCACCCACCCUCACGCUGGCGCACAGAGCUACCUGCUCCGGGAGGUCCUCCGCGGUGCGGGUGUUGAUCCAUUUGAUGUCAGCUACGUGGAAUUGCACGGCACCGGCACUCAGGCCGGAGACUUCGAAGAGGUGAAAUCCGUGACCGACGUGUUUGCCCCAGCCACAAGACGCAGGAGCAAGAGGAAUCCCCUGCAUAUUGGAGCAGUCAAGGCGAAUGUGGGUCAUGGGGAGGCGGUGGCUGGAGCGACAGCCCUGCUGAAAGUCCUGCUUAUGCUUCAAAAGGGCGCAAUCCCUCGUCAUGUCGGGAUCAAGAAGGGCAUCAAUCCCCUGCUCCCCAAGGACCUGGACAAGCGCAAUGUACACAUCCCCUUCGAGCAGCAGCCGUGGGCUCGCACAGAAGGCAAGCGACGUAUUGCCGUGGUCAACAACUUCAGUGCAGCUGGUGGAAAUACAUCUCUUGCGAUCGAAGAGGCCCCGCUGCGAGAAAUUACUGGGGUCGAUCCACGUCCCUCGCACAUAGUAUCGAUAUCCGCGAAAAGCAAAGUAUCCUUGAAGGGAAAUCUCGAACGUUUUAUCUCAUACUUGAAUGCUAAUCCGGAUGUGUCGCUAUCCGACCUCUCAUAUACGACCAUGGCCCGGCGUCAUCAUCAUAACCAUAGACUGACUGUAGCCGUAUCGGACCUCGAACAGCUGAAAAAGCAAUCCGCCGCUUGGUUGAACUCUGUCGAUUCUCACAAACCUAUCUCAUCGACGGGACCUCCUCCAGUGGCGUUUGCUUUCACCGGCCAGGGAGCGUCGUACAAAUCCAUGGACAUCGAGCUAUUCCGCGACGUGCCCUACUUCCGUUCGCAGAUCCUGGAACUGAAUUCCCUGGCACUAGGACAGGGGUUCCCGUCUUUUGUGCCAGCCCUCGAUGGGAGCCAUCCAAAAGACUAUGCCCACUCUCCAGUCGUCACGCAGCUCGCUCUGGUCGGGACCGAGAUCGCCCUGGCUAGGUACUGGACCUCAUUGGGAGUGAAGCCCGAGGUAGUGGUUGGCCACAGUCUCGGAGAAUUCGCAGCACUGCAUAUUGCCGGUGUACUGUCCGCAAGCAAUGCCCUGUUCCUUGCAGGCAGACGUGCCCAGCUGCUCGAGCAGAAAUGCAAGAUCGGCAGCCACAAGAUGUUAGCAGUGCGGGCAUCCAUCGAGCAAAUUGCACAGGCCGCCGGCGACCGGCCAUACGAGGUCGCCUGCAGUAACGGUCCAAAGGAAACUGUUCUGAGCGGGACCGGCGCCGAGAUACAUGCGGUUACAGAGGCUUUGGAAGUGGAGGGUUACAAAUGUACGAGUCUAGACGUUGCAUUUGCGUUCCAUUCCGCGCAGAUGGACCCUAUUUUGGAAGAAUACGAGGAUAUUAUUUACAAGGGAGUUAUUUUCCACGCCCCCAAUUUGCCAGUUAUUUCCCCUCUGCUCCGCAAAGUUAUCUUUGAUGACAAGACGGUGAAUGCGAGCUACCUGCGCCGAGCAACCCGCGAGACGGUUAACUUCAGCGCCGCUCUUGAGAGCGCGCAGAAAAUCUCCACUGUCGAUGACACCACCGUCUGGGUAGAGAUUGGGCCGCACCCAGUGUGCAUAAGCUUCGUCAAGUCUACCCUGCCGACUACGGGUGCCUUGGUUCCAUCGCUCCGUCGAGGCGAGGACGCGUGGACUACGUUGACACGCAGUCUGGGGACUGUUCAUGGCGCCGGGGUCGACAUUGACUGGAAUGAGUUCCAUCGCCCAUUUGAGCGCGCGCUGUGCCUCUUGGAUCUCCCCACAUAUAGCUGGAAUAACAAGAACUAUUGGAUUCAGUACAUUGGCGACUGGGCGCUCACCAAGGGCAAUCUCGGGUACGAAGCAGAGAGGAAGAGCGCGGUUGUGCCAGGUGCGGGGGCGUCCGGACCACGUACUUCGACAGUCCAGAAUAUCGUCGAGGAAAACUUUGAAGGGUCAGCUGGGAGAGCAGUCAUGCAUUCGGAUUUAAUGCAGGCAGAGUUCCUUGCCGCGGCUCAUGGACAUAAGAUGAACGGAUGCGGCGUGGUCACGUCGUCUAUACACGCAGAUAUCGGAUUCACUCUCGGUGAAUAUGUAUACAAGAAAUUGAAGCCAACUUCUCAAAUACCGGCUAUGAAUAUUAUCAAUCUGGAAGUUCUGAAAGGAUUGGUUGCACACAAGAACACCGAAAAGCCUCAGAUUCUACAAGUCGCUGCUUCCACAGCCGAUAUCAACUCCGGUAUCCUCGAGCUUGAGUGGCGCAAUGUCCUCGCCGACGGCACAGUAGAAGAUCCCUUUGCCAGUGCGAAAGUCAUCUACGGCGAUGCAGCCGAAUCGCUAUCAUCAUGGCGACCAGCACUUCAUCUCAUCCAAGGCCGCAUUCAAGCCCUGGAGCGUCUCGCCGAAGAAGGAAUCGCAAAUCGGUUCUCCCAUCGCAUGGCUUACAAUCUUUUCGCAAGCAGCCUGGUCAACUAUGCAGACAAAUACCGCGGAAUGCAGUCUGUCGUACUGCAUGAAUUGGAAGCUUUCGCGGACAUCAAGUUGACUACCGAGAAGGGGGGCAUCUGGACAGUACCUCCAUACUUCAUCGACAGCGUGGCGCACUUGGCCGGUUUCAUCAUGAAUGUUUCCGAUGCUGUCGACAAUCAGGCCAACUUUUACGUGACACCCGGGUGGCAAUCAAUGCGCUUUGCACGACCCCUCGUGGCUGGGGCCGCAUACCGUUCCUAUGUCAAGAUGAUUCCUACCGUCGAAGACCCAGGUAUUUUCCUGGGAGAUGUCUACGUGCUUCAGGAGAACGAGAUCAUUGGCAUGGUCGGGGGUAUCAAGUUCCGUCGCUAUCCCCGUCUACUCCUCAGCCGAUUUUUCUCGGCCGCCGACGAUAGCCGGCACAAGCAGGGACACGCUUCCACCGCAGCGGUGCCGAUUGUCAACAUGACCCCGGAGAUCUCUGUAUCCACCCCUGCUCCAACACCUGCUGCUGCACCUGCACCAGCAGCUACACCGCCCGCUAUCCAGAAACAACCUGGUGGCAGUGAAGGCGCUCUAGACGAGACCAGCAUUGCGGCUAAAGCCCUUGCGCUGGUGGCAAGCGAAGCUGGGAUGGAGAGGGAGGAUCUCCACGACGACUCCAACUUUGGUAAUCUGGGCGUGGAUAGCUUGAUGAGUUUAGUCAUUGCUGAGAAAUUUCGUGAAGAGCUUGGAGUCACGGUUACGGGCAGUUUGUUCUUGGAGUAUCCAACUGUAGGCGAUUUGAAGAGUUGGCUGCUGGAGUACUAUAGCUAA